UUGCGGUUUGCACCUGCCAGAAAGCUCUUGACGCUGUCUGCCAUGGAGCGCGCAGAGCCGUGCUAGGCGACCAGGAGCCGUCGAGGGACGGCUCAUGGCGGGCGUCAAGAGUGCACCAGGCAAGACUGGCACUCGUGCUGCACUGGUGCCUAUGCAGCGAGCAGUGUUGCUCACCAAGGAGGACUUGGAGAACUUUCAGAACAACGCUUUCAAUCGGGACUCUGUGAGCUCCUUGUUGCCCUUCAGCUCGCGGGCGGCGCCCGUGGUGUCGGCCCCAUCUUCCGCGGCAGGUCCGGUGGGAGGUUGGCCGCCGGCGCCGCGACGGAGGACCCGGUCCGCUUCUGCCCGCCAACCUUCCAGCGAGGUGGCUCUUCCUUGCGCCGACGUUGUGCCUGUGAGCCAAGUGGUGCUGAAUCCCGGAUGCCGGGAAGCUGCCCUGGCCGCUGCCAAGAGUCUUGUCAACCAGGGCAUCAAGAAGCCUUCACGUGUGGUCCGGUCCAAGACGCUGUCUCGCAUGGACCGCAUCAGCCCGGAGCCGGCACCGUCAGGCCGAGGGGACAGUCCGCUGGUUCUGCAAGGCUACGCCCCAUCCAGGCGAGAUCACGACCGCACCUCGGAGGGCUCCCCGUCGGUUGCAGAGUGCAGUCCGGAAAGCGCUGCAAGCGCGGCGCUGCAGCUCGGUUGGCGAGAUUUCCUGCAGGUGAGCGGGCACGCUCCUGCCAAUCCCUGCGCUGUUGAGAGUCCCCCCUGGGAGGAAGAGGACUGGACGAGCAGCGAAAGGGAGACAGAGGCCGAGUCUGACACUGAAGCUUUCUACUACCGGCAGUACAGAUAUCGCGAGGUCAUGUCUCAGAGGGCUCCGGCUCCGGAUGUGCGGCCAAAGAAGCUGCGCCGCGGCGCGACGCGCGGGCCAAGUGGACCAAACCUGGAGGAGGAGGAGAUGGUCAGCGCGUGGCCCAUGGGUUGGGAGCCGGGGCCGUGGCCCGUGAGUUCCGGGCGCGGGCUCUUGCAGACCCAGUGGGAUGCGGAGCCGGAUGAGCGCCGGGAGGUGGACUUGCUCCAGAGAGUCGCGGAGGCCUUGAGCCAGUUCUACGGGCUUGGCGAGGGGGGCGUCAGGCUGCCAAGUGAUGUGGUGAACGUGGUGGUGGUGACGGAGGAGGCUUGGAAGCACAAGCAGCGGGAGAGUCAGCUGGAGGAGCCCCCGGUCUUGUGGGUCCGGGGCGGCCGGGUCUACGACUUCCACGGAGACCGCGGGACAGUGGCCGAGUUUGAAAACGACCUCCUGUCCCGGCAGGUAGAAGAUGAUGCGAUUUGCCGCCAAAGGCGGCAAAAGCAGGGGCUGCUGCCCUUCCCCUUUCUGGCUCUGCCGCAGAAGGAGAAGGAAGAGCUAGACGAGGAGAAGGAUGCGAAGGAUGUCCGUGAUCGACGGCGGUAGCUGCUGCGAUCUGCAUAGGCCUGAUGAUUUGGCUGU
Effrenium voratum is the source of this 1471-nucleotide messenger RNA. The record is from the annotation of a GenBank genome assembly. NCBI's taxonomy places the organism in Eukaryota, Dinophyceae, Suessiales, Symbiodiniaceae.